Messenger RNA from Pangasianodon hypophthalmus (striped catfish), 3488 nucleotides. RefSeq names its product nicastrin (gene ncstn). Gene Ontology annotation, cellular component: membrane. The coding region runs from base 40 to 2214 and encodes 724 amino acids. The record is from RefSeq and is a predicted model, not a curated record. Gene Ontology annotation, biological process: Notch receptor processing; protein processing. The transcript has 17 exons. Lineage: Eukaryota; Metazoa; Chordata; Actinopteri; Siluriformes; Pangasiidae.
GGGUCUAGAGCGUUCCAAACCGGAACCGGAAAAGACCUUAUGGACUUCCUUUGUUUUGUCAGAAGUGUAGAAAAAAACAGGAAGAUGGGACCUAUAUCCUCAAAAUGGAUUCAGUUGUUGCUUAUUUGUUACUUUUAUUCACAUGUAAGCUGUAGCUCUGUAGAGCAGAAGAUCUAUGUGGUCCUGAACAAGACGACUCCCUGUGUCCGGCUUCUCAAUGCCACCAAUCAGAUCGGGUGUCAGUCAUCCAUAUCAGGAGACACGGGGGUUCUCCAUGUGCUGGAGACGGAGGACGACCUGGACUGGAUCGCCAAAACGGGACCUCACGCUCCAUACAUAGUGCUCAUGGAGUCGCCCGCCUUCACCAGAUCCACAAUGAUGAGGCUGAAGAACUCCACCCGGGUUGCAGGAGUGGCUGUCAUUUACACGAGCACACCUCCAGAUAAGGGAUUCUCUCCUCACACGUCGUGCCCCAACCAGAACACAGGCGUGUACACCGAGAACUACGGCCCUGAACUGGCCAACUGCAGCGCUACAGUGUGGAACCCUCUGGGGAAUGGCUUGUCGUACGAAGACUUUCCUUUCCCGAUUUUCUCUCUUGACAAUGACAAUGAGACGCAAGUCAUUCGCAAGUGUUAUGAGGAUCAUAACGUGCGCGUGAAUGGCAGUGCUCCUGAGUACCCACUGUGUGCCAUGCAGCUCUUCUCUCACAUGCAUGCAGUCACAGACACAGUGACCUGCAUGCGACGCACGGACCUGCAGAACAGCUUCAGCAUCAACCCAGAGCAGCUGUGCGAUCCUCUAAUGGACUUCAACGUGUGGGCGACCAUCCGACCCAUUAAUGCCACCGCCAAGGGACACAAGGAGAACGAGAGCAUGGUGAUUGCAGCAACCAGGUUGGACGGGCGAUCGUUUUUCUAUGACAUCGCUCCAUCAGCAGAGGGAACAGUGUCUGGCAUCGUGACGCUGCUGGCUGCUGCCGAGGCCCUCCGCACUGUCACUCAAGUGGCUCCGCCCCCACGCAAUAUUUUCUUUACCUUUUUCCAGGGGGAAACAUUUGAUUACAUCGGUAGCUCCCGGAUGGUAUAUGAUAUGCAGAACAAUAAAUCAGUGAUUGAUUUUGACAACGUGCACUCAUUUCUGGAGAUCGGGCAGGUGGGGCUGUGGAAUAAACAGAACCUGUGGAUGCAUUCGGAUCCUGUAUCUCGGAGGAACGACACAGUGAAUGAGGAGGUUAAAGCUCUGGUGACCAACAUCAAGUCUGCAGCCUUCACAUUGAAUCUCUCAGUGGAUGAACCAAAUGCCACUCAGGCCUUACCUCCCUCCUCCUUUCAGCGCUUUCUGAGGGCUCGGCCAAUCCCAGGAGUGGUGCUGGCAGAUCAUCGAUCCUCGUUUCUCAACAAGUAUUAUGAGAGUCUGUAUGACACGGCAGAGUACCUGAACGUGAGCUACCCUCCCACUUCCAGCCUGAGCCCAGAGGAGCAGCUAGAGUAUGAGACUGAGGCCGCCAAGUCUCUGACUGAAGUGGCUACUCUGGUAGCUCGCUCACUGUAUAAGCAGGCUGGAGGGGAAGAUGGCAUGCUCAAAAACAUCACUGCUGAUACAAAAACGAUGGCCAAGUUGCUGUAUGGCUUUCUUGUUAAGUCCAAUAACAGCUGGUUCCGUUCCCUGCUGCCCCCUGACGUGGUGUCAAGGGAGCGUAAUACCAUCUUGGAUUCAGGCCCUCCUCAGUAUUACGUCAGCCUGUCGCAGACCCAACAACCAAAGAGUGUGACCACUUUUGUGAAGUACAUUCUGGCCAAUAUGACUGGCACUGUCACCAGCCUGAACCAGAGUCAGUGCCAGAAUCCGAAAGACAUUCCUGGCGAGAGCAAAGAUUUGUACUCGUAUGAGUGGGUGUCUGGCCCUGAGUCAGAGAACCACACAAAAGGGGAACCUUUUUGUGUACGCGCACCUGUGCGCCUGGCAAAAGCAGUGUCCCCCGCCUUCGAGCUUCGGCAGUAUGGUUCCAGGGAAUACUCCACAUGGACAGAGUCGCGCUGGAAGAACAUCGGAGCACGUAUCUUUCUAGUCGCAAGUCCACAAUUACAGAUGCUGACACUAGGAGUAGGCAUAGCUGUUUUGCUGGUGUCUCUAGUGGUGACGUACUUCAUCAGCUCAAAGGCAGACAUUCUGUUCAGUUCUGCCCAUGAUGCCACAAGUACCACCUACUGAACACACUCAUGCUCAGCCCACAGAUCAUCCCGCACACAUAUACAUUCAUACAGACUUUAUUACCACUAUUCAGUCUCCCGCAUUAAUUUAUAACUCAGUACCACUGUUCAGUCUCCGGCAUUGCAACGUCAUACACAGAUGUCUAUGCAUCCACCUGUCGUUGUGCAAAGGACCAUCUUGCAGGAAUGUUUACUCAUAUGCAGACCCGCUCUCCUGAAAUAACUUUAUUCCAAGCUGGUAGAGAAAAUGCACCAUAAUAUUUAAAGACUUUAACUAGACCUGGUCACACUGGAUUGAACUCGACAUUUUAAGGCCAGGUUUACAGACUGUACAGAAAUAUACAUGCGGUAGGAAGUUGAUGUCCAUAAUUUCUUCUGUUCCUUUUUUAAAUUGCAGAAUUUUCAUUUGUGCUUACUGUACUCUGGGUUUGUCACUAAUCUUAAGUUUUGUUUUUUUUUUUAAUGUAUAAAUAGUGCUUGUGUAACUUGUGUGUGCAUGAAUAUUAAAGAAGCAGUUUGUAAUUUUUAGAGCCCUCUGCUGUCUGUAAAGCAAAUCAUUUGAAAUGGAAAGAAAAAAUGACUAGCCCCAUGCCCAGCUGACCUCACCUGUAGCUGGAACCGACCUCCCUCAGUUGAAGCUAUUUGCUUCAACUGGGGAAUGAGCUAAUUUCCGGGCCAGAAAGAUGUAAACAGAAACCUGAAAGGAACAAAUUAAUCAGAUUCAUUACAUCCAUUACAAUAUUGGGAAUCACACAUUUUGUAAAUGGCCUUUGAGCUUCUGUGGUUAUUACAGGUUUAGAAAUGCUUUUAAAAAUUACCAACUGCAUCUUUAAUUUGUGUGUGUGUGUAUGUGAGACAGAAAAUGAGGAGUGAGAUAACUGAUGAUUAUGAUGAAUAUGAUUGCAUUUGUCUGUAUGAUCAUUUCAAUAUAGAUCAUUUGUGUAUCUGGAAGCAGUAUGUGCAAUAGGUAUUACAGAAUCCAUUAAACUUUGUGUGUAAGGUCUCCAAAAGAGACUGAAUUAUUUCCUGACCAGUCUGAAAGACCACUCUAAACUCUAAAGUGGAAAGACAUGUAUAGUUGUUUUGUCUUCUGUAACUGUAAAUCUCUGCAGUUACCAGAGCUCCAUAUUAAACAGAUUGAGAACACUGAUAAAGCAAAUUAACAGAUGAACUGCUUUAUUUUCUUGUGUCAUUGUUGUUGUUUUUUUCUGUGAGAAUGAAUGAGAGUAGAACAUGAUGCUUUGAUUACUGAAUAAACAUGGAUUAUUUGACAAA